Molecule: messenger RNA, 4603 nt
Organism: Dermatophagoides farinae (American house dust mite)
Lineage: Eukaryota; Metazoa; Arthropoda; Arachnida; Sarcoptiformes; Pyroglyphidae
Source: RefSeq, a predicted model, not a curated record
UUUAUGUGUGUGUGUGUCUCUCUGUGUAUUGUGUUUGAAAACAAAACAAAAGAAAAUUUAUCUUGAAGAUAUAUUCACUCUUUAUUUAUAUUUACAUUUGGAUAUUCGUUGGUUUGACCAAAUUGAAUAAUAAUGAUGGCUGAAAUGGAUGGAACUGAAAUUGUGAAUGAAAAUAUUCAAUUAAAUGGUGGUGGUGAUUCAUCGCCUGUAGUAGCAACAACAACAACAACAUCAACGUCCAUUGAACACGCAAUGAAUGGCCUUAAUGAUGAUGUAGUUGAUUCAUCAUGUUCUACAUCAUCGGAUAAUAUGAAGGAUCCAAAUUCAACAAUGAUGACGACAACAUCAAACAAUAACAACAACAACAACAACAAGAAACAAUCGGCGCCAAAUUAUGAUGAUAUAUUUCCCGCUUUGCCGAUGGGCGGUGGUCCAUUAGCCGGUCCAUUCAAUAUGUCAUCAACAUCAACAUCGUCAUCACCAAUGAUGAUGCAUCCGUCCACUGCCAUUGGAAUAACAACGCAUCAGGCAGGACCGAAAAUACCAUCAAGUACAGCUAAUCGUGUGUAUCGUGUUUUACCUGAAGAGCUUCGUUAUCGUGAUUUGAAUCGUCGUCAUGAAGAACUAUCAAGAAUUUGUGCCGAUAUUAUGGCUAAAACGCAAACCAAAAUUCAGUUGACUCAUUCAAAAGAUGGUACAUUAACGUUUUUGUUAUCAGGCAAACAAGAGGCCAUCGAUAUGGCACAACGAAUGUUGGCAAAUGAAUUUCAAGCACAAACGGUUCAUAAUCUGUCCAUACCAAAAGAACAUCAUCGAUUGAUACUUGGAAAAGCUGGUAAAAAAUUGAUGGAUCUUGAACAGGCUACACAAACGAAAAUUCAGAUACCGAAACAAGAUGAAAAAUCUGAUGUCAUCCGGAUAACUGGUACACGUGAAGCAAUCGAUAAGGCUGUACAUGAAAUCAAAUCAACUUCAAAUGAAGCCUAUUCCCGUUCUAUUGAACGUAUCAAUGUGCCUAAAAUUUAUCAUCCAUUCAUUUUUGGUCCAUUCGGACGAAUGUUGGAUCAAAUCCAGAAAGAAACAGGCGCCAAAGUCAAUGUACCACCACCAUCGGUGGUCAAAGAUGAGAUUACCAUAACCGGUGAACGAAACAGUGUUCUUAUGGCAUUGGACCGAGUCAAGACAAUUUAUGAAGAAAAACUACGACGUUGUCAAUCGGUAUCGAUUGAGGUGAAAAAAACACAACAUAAAUAUAUUUUCGGUCCGAAAGGUAAUACAUUGAAUGAAAUUAUGGAACAAACCGGUGUUUCCGUUGAAAUGCCUGCAUCAGAUUCGCCGAUCGAAACUAUUGUUCUUCGUGGUGAGGGGGAAAAAUUAGCCAAUGCUUUGGCUGUACUUUACCAGAAAGCUCAUUCAGAGACGGAAGAUGAGAUAAUCGUACCGGGCUGGAUUCAUCGACACAUUCUCGGACCGAAAGGAUCGAAAUUUCAGGAAUUGUCACAGGAAUUUCCAAAAGUUAAUGUUAGCUUCGAAACAGACGAUAAUCGAAUUAAAAUGAGCGGCCCAAUUGCUGAUGUACAAAAAGCAGCUCAACUAAUUCAGCAACGUGCAAAAGAAAUUGCCUCUCAAUAUUCUGUAACCGAAAUCAAAGUUUCCGAUCCGAAUCAUAUCAAAUUUAUUGUCGGUAAAAAUGGUGCAACACUUCGACAAAUUCGUGAAGAAACAAAAGCAACCAUACAGGUUAUUGGCAAUGAUUCGUCCGUCAAUAAUAAUGGAAAAAAUUCGAAUAAUAAAAGUGCAAAUGCUGGCCAUCAAUUUGUUCGUAUUGAAGGUACACCGGAAUCGGUAGCCAAAGCUAAACAUGAAUUGGAAACCUUGCUUCGAAAAUUGGAAAAUGAAGUUACCUAUGAAUUGACAAUUGAACGACGUUUCUAUGGACAUAUUAUUGGUUCAAAAGGAGAAAAAAUUCGAGAUAUUCGAGCAAAAUUCAAUCAGGUUACGAUCAAUUUUCCGGAACAAAAUGGACACAGUGAAAAAGUAAUAAUUCGUGGUGCCAAACAGGAUGCUGAACCAUGUUAUAAAUAUUUAUCAAAAUUGAAUCAAGAACUUCUUGUUAAUAAUUAUCGUUUUGAAGUGCCUAUUCUCAAACAAUUAUUACAAUUUCAAGGAAAAGAUUCAAUCAAAAAGAUUCGCGAAGAUCUUGGAGUUCGAAUGGAUGUGCAAAAUGAUAGCGACAUGAUUGUGAUCACUGGACCUAAAGAUAAAGUGGAAAAAGCACAUGAACGAAUUCAGACCCUUCAGAAUAGCCUUUCGGAUAUGAAUCAAGUGGACAUUAUAAUUCCGAGUAAAAUUCACAAUUAUAUUCUUGGAUCAAAAGGUCGUAACAUUCGAAACAUAAUGAAUGAAUGUGGUGGAGAUGUUAUCAUAACAUUCCCACCGGAAGGAUCUGGUUCGGAUCGUGUUACAAUUCGUGGAGCAAAAGAUGCCGUACAAAAAGCAAAACAACUAUUGGUCGAAAUGUCGAAUGAUUUUCAGACAAACAAUUAUAGUGAAGAAUUAAAAGUUCGUGUUGAACAUCAUCGUUAUUUGAUUGGCAAGAAUGGCUGGAAUAUCAAUAAACUUCGUGAACAGACAAAUAAUGUAAGAGUACAAUUUUCAUCAGAUUCAAACAACCAAACAAAUGAUUCUGAUCGAGUGGUGAUCAUCGGAAAGAAAGAAGAUGUCCACAAAGCAAGAGCUAUACUUGAAGCUAAAAUCAAAGAAUUGGAAAAAAUAGCCGAACUUGAAAUGCAAGUUGAUCCAAAAUAUCGUCAUCUAUUUGUAUCCAAAAGUGCAGCCCUUUGUAAACAACUUUACGAUGAAUUUGGUGGUGUCAAUGUUAGUUUUCCACCACAAUCGGACAAGAAUAAUAAUUGUAUCACAUUGAAAGGUCCAAAAGAAUGUCUUGAAGCUGUUCGGCAACGAAUUUUCGAAAUUAUUUCUGAUUUUGAUGCUCAAGAAACGAUUGAAGUGGAAAUUGAUGCUCAACAUCAUCGUCAUCUAUUGGGUACACGACUUAAUCGAAUUCAGUCGCUUCAACAGGAAUAUGAUGUUCGAAUUAAAUUUCCAGCGCGACCAAACCGUUCGGAUAAUAAUAAUAGCAACAAUGAUGGCGAAGAGAUUGUGGCCGAUAAUAAAGCCAAUAUUGUUACCAUAACUGGUCGCCGUGAAAACUGUGAAAAAGCUAAACAAGAAUUGUUGGAAUUAGUACCCAUUUCAAUCGAGAUUAGCAUUCCUUUUGAAUUCCACCGUUUUAUCAUUGGCCAAAAAGGUGUUGAAGUACGUGAUCUAAUGGAAAAAUAUAAUGUGAAUAUUCGUGUUCCACAACCGGCCGAGAAAUCAGAUAUCAUUGUUGUCACUGGAAAUCGAACAAAUGUGGAGAAUGCACGAAAAGCAUUGCAAGAAAAAUUGAUAAAAUUGGAAGAAGAAAAGGCCGAUCGAGAAGCUCGUAGCUAUCAGGUUACCGUACAAGUUGAUCCAAUCUAUCAUCCAAAGAUUAUUGGCAAACGUGGUGUUGUCAUUACAUCGAUUCGUAAAAAUUUUAAUGUUCAGAUUCAAGUACCAGAAGCGAAUAGAAAUAAUAAUAAUGAUAACCAGAACAAUGGUGGCAAUCAACAACAACCAACAACCCAAACAAACGAUACGAUCACGAUCAUUGGUUAUGAAGAGAAUGCACAAAAAGCUAAGGAACAUAUUUUGAAAUUGAUUCAAGAGCUGAAAGAUAUGGUCACUGAAGAGGUAAUGAUCGAUAGUCGAUUACAUCCACGGCUGAUUGGAUCGCGCGGAAGAUCGAUCAAAACUAUAAUGAGUCAAUUCAAAGUGGAUAUCCGAUUCCCUAAAGUACAGAAUGGUGAAAAUCCAGAUGCAGUGACCAUUAGCGGAGCCAAAGACAAUGUUGAAGAAUGUAAAGAACAUUUAUUAGAAUUGGCCGAUAAUUACCUUGAUGACAUGGAUGUCCAAUAUCAAUUACCGGCUGAUCACGAAUUUCGACUGAAUUUUGAUGAUUUAUCUUCAUCUGGUGUUGUGAAAGAAUCAAACAAAGGUUUUGUUGUACGCGGUGCACCGUGGGAGAAAAAGACUGCACGUAGUGGUGGUGGUGGUGGUGGUGGUGGUAAUAAUAAUAAUAAUCAAUCGCCUGGAUCACGGCAACAAUUUCGUGGUGUUGAUACAUCAAGUGCACAAGAUUUUCCUGCAUUUGGUGGCCCAAAUGAUGACUUGAUUAACGGCGCAACAAAAAUGAAUAAAAAUAAUACAAUGGAGAAUAGUGAGAAUAUACCCAUGAAUGGCGGUACAACUAUGGUUGGCGAUAAAAAUGGUGAUACAACAACAACAACAACAACCAACAUUGAGCAACCUGUUGUUUGGGGUCCAAAACGAAACUGAUUUUAUAUAUCCGAAUUUGAAACAAACAAACACACACAGCCAAUUGAGUAAUCAGCCAACAAAAUAAAUAAUCAGCCGUUAUAUAUGUUUCCAUAGAUCGAUGACUGACCGAAACAACAACAACAACAAUAAUAAUAAAAAACAUCAUACAAACAAACAACCCGAGCCACAGCAAUAAUAA